Messenger RNA from Striga asiatica, 5187 nucleotides. NCBI's taxonomy places the organism in Eukaryota, Viridiplantae, Streptophyta, Magnoliopsida, Lamiales, Orobanchaceae. The record is from the annotation of a GenBank genome assembly.
CAAAAAAGUUGAAAAAUCCCCUCUGAAAAAAUAGCGCCACAUUUUCUCAAACCCGCCAGUUAGAUGCCAUAAAAGCUCAACUCAUCGAACAAUUUGAUUACACUGCCAUUUUACACACAGGGCAGGCUAGGGUUAGGACGCGUUGCUUGAGAAAAACAUCAAAAUGGUGGUGGCUGCUCAUUUGGAAUCAAUGGCUUCGGAGGAUGGGAUGAAAACUAGCAAAAACAAAAUAGCUCCUGCAUCUAAGAAAAAUAUGGCAACUGACAAAAAAAGACAAAAGAGGGCUGCUUCUCCGACUGCUGAGAACCCUGCUGUUUCUCGUAAAAUGCCCAAGCGUGCUGCGGCUUGUUCGGAUUUCAAGGAGAAGUCUUGUCGUAUAUCUGGAAAAGAUUCAGUUCUCGAAACAAAAAAAGAUCGAGUCGUUGAAGAAGAACUCAUUGCUGUUCGUCUGACUGCUGAACAAGAGGAUGGCCGCCCAUGCAGGCGGCUCACUGAUUUCAUCUUCUAUAAUUCAGAAGGAGUUGCGCAGCCUUUUGAAAUGCUCGAAGCGGAUGAUAUCUUUAUCACUGGACUCAUCUUACCGCUUGAGGAAAGUUCUGACAAGGAGAAAGCGAAAGGAAUUAGAUGUGAAGGAUUUGGUCGAGUUGAGGAAUGGGCCAUAUCUGGUUAUGAAGAGGGAACCCCAGUGAUAUGGGUUUCAACAGAGUUGGCUGAUUAUGAUUGCUUGAAACCCUCUGGAAGCUACAAGAAGUUCUAUGACCAUUUUUAUGCAAAAGCCAGUGCCUGUGUUGAGGUUUAUAAGAUACUGUCCAAGCCAUCUGGAGGUGACCUAUGCCUUGAUGAGCUGCUUGCUGUGCUUGUGCGUGCAAUGAGCGGGAUGAAGUGCUUCUCUAGUGGUCUAUCUAUCAGGGAUUUUAUUGUUUCCCAGGGUGAUUUCAUCUAUAACCAGCUUAUAGGUUUGGACGAGACCUCGAAGAAUGAUAUGCAAUUUGCUGAGCUGCCCGUUCUUGCCGCCCUUAGAGAUGAAAGCAGCAAGUUGGAUAUUGAUAAACCUCUGCCUGAUCCUCUUUCAGGUAACCUGAGAAUAGGUCCAAAAUGUGGCGAUGAAAAUGUGACUUGUCCAGCAGAAGAAGAUGAAGAUUUGAAAAUGGCGAGGGUGUUGCAGGAAGAAGAACGCUGGCGCUCGAUGAAGCAGAAGAAAGGCCGUGGCUCAAACUCCUCGUCCAGCAAAUACUACAUUAAGAUCAAUGAGGAUGAAAUUGCCAAUGACUAUCCCCUACCUGCCUAUUAUACAACUUCAAAUGAAGAAACUGAUGAGUAUAUAAUUUUUGAUGGUGGCGUAGAUGUGCUGAACAUUGAGGACUUGCCCCGGAGCAUGUUGCACGACUGGGCUUUGUACAAUUCGGAUUCUCGAUUGGUCCCAUUGGAGCUCCUUCCCCUGAAACCUUGUGAUGAGAUUGAUGUGACCAUAUUUGGGUCGGGUGUAAUGAGUGCUGAUGAUGGAUCUGGAUACAUCUGUGAUGGUGAUUCUGCUUACUCUUCAUAUGGUUCUGAUGCUACUGCUGUUGAAGGGAUCCCAAUUUUCUUGAGUGCAAUCAAAGAAUGGGUGAUUGAAUUCGGGUCUGCAAUGAUUUCGAUUUCUAUACGGACUGAUAUGGCCUGGUAUAGGCUUGGAAAACCUUCAAAGCAAUAUGCUCCAUGGUAUGAGCAAGUCCUGAAAACAGCAAGGCUUGCAAUAAGUAUCAUUACUUUGCUGAAAGAGCAGAUCCGUGUGGCAAGACUCUCUUUCACGGAUGUUAUCAAGAGAAUCUCUGAUUUUAACAAAGACAAUCCAGCUUUUAUAUCAUCCAACUCAGUGCUAGUAGAAAGAUAUGUGGUUGUGCAUGGCCAGAUUAUUCUGCAGCAAUUCUCAGAGUAUCCCGAUAACAACAUAAAAAAGUGCCCAUUUGUGAUUGGACUCACCCAGAAAAUGGAAGAGAAACACCACACUAAAUGGCUUGUCAAGAAAAAGAAGUUCCUGGAGAGGGAUGAACAAAACUUGAAUCCGAGGGCCACUAUUGCGCCUGUUGUGUCCAAAAGGAAGGCCAUGCAGGCAACUACGACGAGGCUAGUCAACAGAAUAUGGGGUGAGUAUUAUUCCAAUUACUCGCCUGAGGAAUCAAAUGAAGGAACCCAAUAUGAAGUAAAAGAAAUUGAAGAUAACGAAGAGCAGGAGGGCAAUGAGGAGGAUGAUACUCUUGAGGAGAAACUGUUAGAACAGGAGGAAACUCACACACCUAGUCCCAUGCUAAGGCAGACAAAGUCCCGUUCAGGUUGCAAGGAAGUAAAUUGGGAUGGGAAAUCUGAGGGAAAAUUAUCUACCGGUGAGUCUUUAUAUAGAAAGGCAAUAGUCCAUGGGGAUGAAAUUGCAGCUGGUGGGGCUGUUCUUGUGCAAGAUGAUGAAUCAGAUGAAUUCCCGUCAAUUUAUUUUGUUGAAUACAUGUUUGAAAAAUUGGAUGGGAAGAAAAUGUUACAUGGGAGAAUGAUGCAACGAGGCUGCCAAACUGUGCUGGGAAAUGCUGCAAAUGAAAGGGAGGUAUUUUUGACAAAUGAAUGUGAGGACUUCCUACUGGAAGAAGUCAGGCAGAAUAUACAUGUUGAAAUAAGAUCAAUUCCUUGGGGUCAUCAGCACAGGAAAGCAAAUGCAGAUGCUGAUAAAGUUGAUCGAGCAAGAGCAGAAGAAAGGAAGAAGAAGGGGCUGCCUACUGAGUAUUACUGCAAAAGCCUGUAUUGGCCAGAGAGAGGUGCAUUCUUUGCCCUUCCAUAUGGGUCGAUGGGACUUGGAUCCGGCUUGUGUGGGGCAUGCCGAGCAAAGGAGGCUGAUGAUAACAAGGAAAAGUUUAAAUUGGAUACAUCACUGACAAGUUUCCUAUAUGGAGGAAUUAAAUAUUCUAUUGAUGACUAUGUCUACGUGAGUCCUUACUACUUUUGUUCCGAAAGGGAAACUGAAAUUUUCAAGUCAGGGAGGAAUGUAGGACUAAAGGCAUAUGCUAUAUGCCAGCUGCUUGAAAUUUGUGAUGUUAAGCAUCGCAAGCAGAGUGAUGCCAGUUCAGUGGAGGUCACGGUCAGAAGAUUUUUCAGGCCAGAGGACAUAUCAUCUGAGAAGGCCUACUCAUCGGAUAUACGGGAGGUCUAUUAUAGUGAGGAGAUGCAUACGAUACCAGUUGAAGUGAUUGAAGGAAAAUGCGAGAUCAGAAAAAAGAAGGAUCUCGGACCUCAAGAUGUCACUUUUACAUAUGACCAUGCUUUCUUUUGUGAAUAUAUGUACGAUCCUUCUAGAGGAUCUCUUAAGAAGUUGCCAUCAAAUAUCAAGAUUAAGUAUUCAACAGAGCAGUUGAAUGAUGAUACUAAAUCUAGGAAGAGUAAGGGGAAAUGCAAAGAAGGCGAGGUCGAUUCAGAAGUUGUAAAGCUCAAAGAAGAAUCUCAGGGACACCGCUUGGCUACAUUAGAUAUUUUUGCUGGCUGUGGUGGCUUAUCUGAGGGACUAGAGCAUUCUGGUGCUUCUCUAACAAAAUGGGCUAUCGAGUAUGAAGAGGCUGCUGGAGAUGCAUUCAGACUCAAUCAUCCUGGAUCUUUGGUAUUUGUAAACAAUUGCAAUGUCAUCCUGAGGGCGGUUAUGCAAAAGUGUGGAGAUGCAGAUGACUGCAUCUCAACCCCUGAGGCUGCUGAGCUGGCAGAAAAGCUCGAUCAAGUUGAACUCGAUAACCUUCCAGUUCCAGGACAAGUUGAUUUUAUUAAUGGAGGGCCUCCUUGCCAGGGGUUUUCUGGAAUGAAUAGGUUCAACCAGAGUACAUGGAGUAAAGUCCAAUGUGAGAUGAUUUUGGCAUUUCUAUCCUUUGCUGAUUACUACCGCCCGAAAUAUUUUCUUCUUGAGAAUGUCCGCAACUUUGUGUCAUUCAACCAAGGCCAGACUUUUCGCCUAACUUUAGCUUCGCUUCUUGAGAUGGGAUAUCAGGUGAGAUUUGGUAUCCUUGAAGCUGGUGCAUAUGGGGUUCCACAGUCUCGAAAGAGAGCAUUUAUAUGGGCGGCUUCUCCUGAACAGCUGCUUCCAGAGUGGCCUGAGCCGAUGUAUGUCUUUGCUGCACCUGAGUUGAAAAUCUCAAUGUCAAAGAAUCUUCACUAUUCGGCUGCUAAGAGUACUACAAAAGGAGCUCCAUUUCGCUCUCUUACUGUCAGAGAUACAAUUGGGGAUCUUCCUCCUGUGGGCAAUGGUGCAUCAAACACAAGUUUACAGUAUCAAGGUGAGCCUAUAUCAUGGUACCAGAAGCAAAUCCGGGGUACCAUGGCCACAUUAAUUGACCACAUCUCAAAGGAAAUGAUUGAGCUUAACCUAAUCAGGUGUCAGAAAAUCCCCAAGCGUCCUGGUGCUGACUGGCGUGAUCUUCCAGAUGAAAAGGUGAAAUUAUCAACUGGCCAAGUAGCUGAUUUGAUACCAUGGUGCUUGCCUAAUACUGCCAAGAGGCACAAUCAAUGGAAAGGACUGUUUGGAAGGUUGGAUUGGGAGGGUAAUUUCCCGACUUCUAUAACUGACCCACAACCGAUGGGCAAAGUUGGAAUGUGCUUUCAUCCUGAACAAGACAGGAUUGUUACUGUUCGUGAGUGUGCACGCUCUCAGGGUUUCCCUGAUAGCUAUAAAUUUUCUGGUAACGUUCUUCACAAGCACAGACAAAUUGGAAAUGCUGUUCCUCCUCCACUGGCUUAUGCACUGGGAAGAAAACUGAAGGAGGCAGUUGAGGGCAAAAGCAAUUGCUAGCUAGAAAUUGCUUGUGCUUUCCAACUCUGACCUUAAGAAUCACAGUUUUUCAAAACUAUGGACUCAUCUGUUUCCCGGGGUUGAAAAAUUUUAUGCGUGAGCGUGAUGCAUGUUUUAGAAAUCUGAAUGGCAACGAGCUAUAUAGAUCCUGAUCAAUUGAACUUUUCUGUUAACAUAUUAGCAAGCUUUGGCUGCUCGUAUUGUUAUUUGGGCAAAUGUAUGUAGCUUUGAGAACACAAAAGGUUAUUUUACCUAGAGUCUGAGGGAAAAAGUUGAGUAUUUAACUGUUUAUUAUUGUAACUGUGGAAAGUUUGCGGCAAGCAAGCCAUUAGAGAAAAUGGAUUCAUAUUAUGUAUUUUCUUCUUUAGAAGUGAUUCCCCUCUUUCAUAUAUAUA